Molecule: messenger RNA, 558 nt
Organism: Colletotrichum graminicola M1.001
Lineage: Eukaryota; Fungi; Ascomycota; Sordariomycetes; Glomerellales; Glomerellaceae
Product: AIG2-like family protein
Exons: 4
Coding region: 1-558 (185 amino acids)
Source: RefSeq, a predicted model, not a curated record
AUGAGUGGACCGCAUACUGCCUUCUUCUACGGCACCUUGAUGGAGCCCAAGGUCUUCUUCACCGUGGUACAGGGCGACAGCAACCCUCCCCAGGCCAUCAAGGACCUCUACACCUUCACCCCGGCCGUGCUGACCGGCCACACGCGCCACCGCGUCCAGGACGCCGCAUACCCGGGCAUGAUCCCCGAGGAGGGCGGCUCCGUGCUCGGCAUCUACGCGACGGGCCUCACGGAUGCCAACGUCUCCAAGCUCGACCUUUUCGAGGGCUCCGAGUACGAGAAGAAGGUCGUCAAGGUCAAGCUCCAAGGCGGUGGGAGUGGCGGCCAGGAGGGAGAGGAGGAAAAGGAGGCCACAGCUUACAUCUACAAGCGCCCGGAGUUUCUGGAGCGCCGGGAGUGGUCGUUCGACGAGUUCCGCAGGGACAAGAUGCACAUCUGGACGCGCGAGAGCUACGUCUUUGAGGGCUGCACCGACUCUGCAGAGUUCGAGAAGACCAAACACGAGGACACCCAGGGCCACGACGACAAGGACGAUGCGGUCAAGCAGAAUGGUGCCUAA